AUGCAGGGCCGACGGCCGAAAAACGAGGAUCGGCAUGUAAAAAUCCCGGACCUGACAAAGGCGGCCAAGGCUCUCAAAAUGCCGAUCAACCAUCUACCGCAGCCUUGCGCCCUCUUCUCCGUCUUCGACGGACAUCAGGGCCAGCAGUGCGCCGAGUUCGUUGCGAAGAGCUUCCACCUGAAGCUGCUCAAACGGUUGUCAGCCGACACGGACACAGCGGCGUGGAACGAAGCGCGGAUCAGCGCUGCCCUGAAGGAAGUUUGCGAGGAGCUAGACUCAGAGUUCCUUGCAAAGUUCCGGACAUCACCAGAUGGCACAACGCUUGUUGUGGCUCUGAUUGUUGGGACCAAGCUCUUCACUGCUUGGGUCGGAGAUUCAAGGCUGGUUCUUUGUCAGAGGUCACAGCUCCAACAGAUGUUGGCGGUCUCCCUGACGAAGGAUCAUCGGCCGAACCUGGAGGCUGAGGCCGAGAGGGUCAAAGAGGCCGGUGGGCUGGUCCUGGACUUCGGGAUGGGCGUGUACAGAGUUGCCCAUGAUGGCUACGAGGAGAAGAUGCGGGAAAUCCGGCGGCAGCAAGCUUUGGGCAUGGGCUUUGCCGGCAAGGAGCCGGUGGCACUGGCAGUGUCCAGAGCGCUUGGCGACCGCGAUUUCAAGGCCGUCACAGGCAAGGGGCUUCUGAUAGCCACUCCCGACAUUAGGUGCGUGGAGCUCGAUAGGACGCACAUGUUCAUGGCUCUGAUGUGCGAUGGCAUCACAGACGUCAUGCAAGAUGACGAGAUCUGCUCGGAGCUGGAGAUGCGCAGACCCGGCCCCCCAGAUCCAGUGAAGCGCUGCCGAAUAGCGUGCGGCGCGCUGGUGCAGGAAGCCUACAAGCGUGGGAGUGAGGACAACCUUACGGUGAUCUUCGUUCGCUUCCACUGGCAAGGUGGCUACGAAGAG
Messenger RNA from Symbiodinium pilosum, 939 nucleotides. Lineage: Eukaryota; Dinophyceae; Suessiales; Symbiodiniaceae. The record is from the annotation of a GenBank genome assembly.